AUGGCGACAUUGCGGCGGUUACCGCGGGGAUACGGCUUCCGUCCGACGGACGAGGAGCUGGUCCACGGCUACCUGCGGCGGAAGGUGGAGAACCGCCUCGCGGACGACCACGGGCUCAUCGUUGAAGUCGACAUUCUCCGAUACGAGCCGUGGGACCUGCCCAGCCAGUCGCCCCUCGAAGCCGGCGAGUGGUACUUCUUCUACGCGCUCGAGAAGAAAUAUCCGAACGGCUCGCGCGUGAAUCGCGCCACGCGGAGAGGGUACUGGAAGUCGACCGGCGACGCCAAGCCCGUGCACAGCUCGCGCACGUCGCGACAAAUAGGGUCCCGGAAGACGCUCGUGUUCCACCUGGGGAGGGCGCCACGUGGCGAUCCUACGGACUGGAAGAUGUAUGAGUACCGCCUGGAGCCCGAGGUGGACUACGUGCUGUGCCGCUUGUUCAAGAAGCCGCCUGCUGCGAGCGCUGCGAGCCAGCCGCCUGCUUCGAGCGAGCCGCCUGCUUCGAGCGAGCCGCCUGCUUCGAGCGAGCCGCCUGCUGCGGCGCUGAUGGACGUUCUGGAUCUCGAGGAGGCCGACCUCCUGCCCCUCCACCCUGCCGCCGCGCCGCUUGUGCCCGUUGCCGUGCCGGUUGCCGUGCCCGUUGCCGUGCCCGUUGCCGUGCCCGUUGUCGUGCCUGUGAGCGACGUGGAUCUAGACACAUUCUGGGAGAACAUUUCUCGGCAAGCUGUGUCGGCUGGGAGGUCUGCGGGGGGCCAUGUGGCGGAGUAUGGGGCGAGCCACGUGGUGGAGCAUGGGCUGGGCUAUGUGGCGGAGCAUGAGGAGAGCCACGUGGCAGAGCAUGAGGAGAGCCACGUGGCAGAGCAUGAGGAGAGCCACGUGGCGGAGGAGGUCGAGUGGCGUACAGUGUACGAGGAGCUGCCGCCGCUCUCGGAGGGCUUUUCCAUCGACGAAAGCCACUCCGCCCUCCCCGCCGCUCCCCCGGCUCCUGCCACUUUCGCUGCACCGGCACCCGGUGGUGUCGCGCCUGCUGCCCUUGCUGGCGCAGCGCUCCGAGUGGCAGAGCGAGCGGCGCCCAGAGCACCGGGCGCAGCGGCUGUACCCUCGAGGCUGGCGGUGCCCGUGCCACCAGCGCCCGUGCCACCAGCGCCCGCAGCAGGCGCAACCACCAUGACCGCGGCCCUCGCAGGGCUGGCUAGGGCCAGAGCGGCACAUGGCGCUGCCGCUCCCCUGGGCCGCACCCACGCGAGAGCAACGGUCCGGGCGAGGUCGAGGCCUGUGCGCGCAGCUGGUGCCGUCAUGCACGGCCGGCGCAUGCAGGCGCUCAACGCGCCGCAGCUGGCGGGUGGCGGUGGGGGAGCGCGGCUGGCGAGCACCAGUGCGCCGUCUCAGAAUUUGGGCGCGCGCCCUGCGCCUCACGAGCAGCUGCGUCUCGCGGAGGCGGAUGGCACUGUGGGUGAUGAGGACUGUCUCAUGGGUGCGCAUAGGUUGUCUAGGGAUCAGCAUGAGGGCAUGGUAGCAGCAACACCCGUAGCAGCAACACCCGUAGCAGAAUUUGAUGGCUGGGGUCUGGAUCCACACAUGGAGCUCAGCGUCGUUGCAGACGUCACAAGGGCUGCACCCAGCCCACCUGUGGCCGCUGGGCCACGUCUAGCCCCUCCGCCCCUCCCUGCUGCCUCUGCUGCCGCUCCUGCAGCAGCGGAGGUGGUGCUUCCGCCCCCAGUGGCAGCACCAGCAGCAGCAGCAGAAGGGGGGGCAGGCGGGUCAGCAGCUGGUGCCGUGGUGGUGGAAGAGGGAGGUGCGGUGGUGGAAGAGGGAGGUGUGUGUGCCGGUGCUCGUCCCAUGGCAGGUCUCAUCGCACACUCUGCCCGGAAAACACGCGCGCGUCGCCACCUGUGGCACCAGUACCUGCCCGCUCGGCGCUCAGUCAGCCUCGGAGUUGCUUCUGCUGCUGCUGUUCCCACACCAGCAGGAGCAGCAGCAGCAGCAUAA
Closterium sp. Naga37s-1 is the source of this 1989-nucleotide messenger RNA. NCBI's taxonomy places the organism in Eukaryota, Viridiplantae, Streptophyta, Zygnematophyceae, Desmidiales, Closteriaceae. The record is from the annotation of a GenBank genome assembly.